GAGUAACUUGGAGGUUUGUGGUUCCGAAAAAACUUGGAGGUUUUUAAAGGGAAAAAAAUCUGACUGAAACGGUCCUCCCCUCGUAACAAUCCAGUAUCAUCUUCUUCGUUUUUCCAUUGUUUGUCCUUUAUUCCACACCCUCUCUUUCGAGGGUUUUUCUUUUUCUAUUAUUUUUCCUUUGCUUUUCUUUUCUCUUGUAUUUCACUUUUGAGUUUUCCUUUGCUUGCACACCCAUUUCUUCUUACCUGUGCUAAAACCCUAACCCUAGAAUUGAAGAUGCAGCCACUUAAAUUAAGGCAAAAUCCCAUGAUGCAGCAUUCUCUCUACCAUCACCCAGCUCUUAUUACUCCUCCACAGAUAGAGCCUAUCUUGAGUGGAAAUCUGCCUCCUGGCUUUGAUUCGAGUACUUGCCGCAGUGUUUAUGUCGGCAACAUUCAUCCUCAGGUUACAGAACCCCUUCUUCAAGAGCUUUUUUCAAGUGCUGGCGCCCUUGAAGGGUGCAAGCUUAUUCGGAAAGAGAAGUCAUCAUAUGGCUUCGUGGACUACUUUGAUCGCAGUUCAGCUGCAAUUGCUAUUGUAACUCUCAAUGGGAGGAAUAUUUUUGGACAGUCUAUCAAAGUUAACUGGGCUUAUGCUCGCGGCCAGAGAGAAGACACAUCAGGCCACUUUCAUAUUUUUGUUGGCGACCUUAGCCCCGAGGUUACAGAUGCAACUCUGUACGCUUGCUUCUCUGUGUAUUCGAGUUGUUCAGAUGCAAGGGUAAUGUGGGAUCAAAAGACAGGCCGAUCCAGGGGUUUUGGAUUUGUUUCUUUUCGAAAUCAGCAGGAUGCCCAAAGUGCCAUAAACGAUUUAACUGGUAAAUGGCUCGGAAGUAGACAAAUUCGUUGUAAUUGGGCCACCAAAGGAGCUAAUACCAACGAUGAAAACCAAGGUUCAGAUUCCAAAAGUGUUCUGGAGUUAACUAGUGGAACGUCAGAAGAAGGGCAGGAAAUAACCAUUGAUGAUGGUCCUGAGAAGAAUCCUCAAUAUACCACUGUUUAUGUUGGCAAUCUUGCACCAGAGGUUACUUCUGUUGAUCUCCAUCAACAUUUUCAUACCCUCGGUGUUGGAACUAUUGAAGAUGUUAGGGUGCAACGAGACAAAGGUUUUGGGUUUGUGAGAUACAGUACUCAUGGUGAAGCAGCUCUUGCUAUACAGAUGGGCAAUGCUCGUUUUCUGUUUGGCAAACCUAUCAAGUGUUCAUGGGGUAGCAAGCCUACUCCUCCCGGAACAGCCUCUACUCCUCUUCCCCCACCAACUUCUUCGCAUGUACCAGUGUCAGGGUUUUCAUUUGCCGGCCUUGCAGCGUAUGAACGCCAGAUGGCUUUGAGCAAAAUGAAUGGUGCACAUGCUGCCCUUCUGCAACAGCAGGGUCACCAUGCUGCUCUAAAGCAGGCGGCAGCCAUGGGAAUGGGUGCUCUUGGGGCUGGGUAUGGUGCAGGAUUUCCUAAUGUUGCCACCACCCAGCACCUAAUGUAUUAUCAGUAAAAUAUCCAACCCUCUCUGACAAACAAAGGAGAUGUUUUUAUUUAUUAUGAAUGUCUGUUGAGCCACUAGAAUGGUCUUACGAUACUGUUUGUUAAUUUCUUCCCUCAUCCUCCCUAUGGUGUGCAUUUCUCUUUUUAUCCUUCUCAAUCUUUUCCUUUUGUAACUUUUGGGGUUUCUUUUUAUUUCUUUGUUUAUGCUCUACACAUUUGUAUUACUUCAACAAUUUGUUAGCUGUAUAUGGAUGCUGUUUUUACUAUUUUCUACCGGGGAAGAUUGCUCAAUAUUAAAUUUA
Molecule: messenger RNA, 1819 nt
Organism: Cicer arietinum (chickpea)
Lineage: Eukaryota; Viridiplantae; Streptophyta; Magnoliopsida; Fabales; Fabaceae
Product: oligouridylate-binding protein 1-like
Cellular component (GO): cytosol
Molecular function (GO): mRNA binding
Source: RefSeq, a predicted model, not a curated record